GUUAAAACUUAAAAUUAAUUUUUUUUAAUGAGAAAUCAAAUUUCUACAAGUUUUUGGGUUAUACUUUUUGGUCAUUUUUUCUGUUUUAAUUUCAAAAAAAUUAUCCUUUUUGGACUUUGAGUGUAGUGCCGAUCAAGCCGAGCCGAUCCCAUCCCAUCCGAUGACGCCAGCCACUCACGCCCUAUGGGAUUCCCCCCAACUACACGCGCCCUUCCCCGGCGACCUCAUCGGCUCGACCGUACCGAAUUAUCUUUCGCCUUCUCACCCACCCUUCUCUUUCGCCUUUCUCUCUCUUUCCUAUCUCGCUCCCUCUCUCUCUCAUGCGUCCGGCACGCCUUUCUUCAUCGACGCUUAUCUCUCUCUGCCUUUCUCUCUCUGUUCUCUAACCCCCCCUUUUUUAUUCAGUUCACCGAUCCUUGAUCUGUUCCUGCGGUUGAUUUCUGUUCCCUGACGUUGUUGAUGGCGGAUUUACAAGAUGGGCUCACGCCGCCGGCGACCAAUCACCGGCCGAUGCCGGUCCGGGAAGAUUGUUGGAGCGAGGAGGCUACUUCCACCCUCGUGGACGCCUGGGGCCGGCGAUUCCUGGAGCUGAACAAAGGGAAUCUUCGGCAGAAGGACUGGCAGGACGUGGCGGAUGCCGUGAACGCUCUACAUGGUCUUACGAAGAAAACCCACCGUACUGAUGUCCAGUGUAAGAAUCGCAUCGAUACUAUUAAGAAGAAGUAUAAGGUUGAGAAGGCUAGGGUUGUGAGCUCCAAUGGGAAUGUUUCCUCCUCUUGGCCGUUUUUUGAACGGUUGGAUGCUUUGAUUGGGUCCAAUUAUAAUUCGAAAAAGUCGUCCCCGUCGCCACCGGUGGCUCUCCCGUUGCCGUAUCGUAAGACCCAGUCCCCGCCGGUGACUGCUGUGCCAGCAUCUGUGGCACUGCCGCAGAAGCGGUCAGCUGUGCCGGCUUUAGAUGAUGGGUAUUUUAGGAGGAAUUAUUCAGCUAUGGCAGCAGCGGCAGCUGCAGCAGAGGUUGAUGAGGAUGAGGACGAAGUGGAGGAGGAGGAUGAGGAAGAUGACGAGAGGGGAAGUGAGGUUGAGGAGGGGGAGAGGGAAAGGGAAGGGAUGAGGAGGUUGGCGAAGGCGAUAGAAAGGUUUGGAGAGAUGUAUGAGAGAGUGGAGAGAGAAAAACUGAGGCAGAUGGUGGAUUUGGAAAAACAGAGGAUGCAGUUCGCUAAAGAUCUCGAAGUUCAGAGGAUGCAGAUGUUUAUGGACACGCAGGUUCAGCUGGAGAGGAUAAAGCGUGGCAAGAGAUCUGGGUCUAACGUACUCCCAACCAUAGCUUGAGCGACAGAGAGCAGGUUAGUCAAAUCGAACAGUAUUAAUAUAUGACCACAUGCAGGGUAAAGUUUGCAACAUCAACUGCUGUGUCCUAUACAUAUGGUCAUAGACAACCAUACUUGAGUGCGCAACAAUGCACACACUGGAGUAAAGUGCAAGUAUGGCUUAGUGUAAAAAUGAAUCCUGAUCAAGGAAAAUUUUCUUGAGUAUAUGUGUAAAUGUGCAUUAGUGCUUGUUUAAUCUGGCAACUUAAGUUAUAUUUUGUUUAAAACGAAUCUGACUGAGGAAAAUUUUCCUGAGAUAAUUGAAUUGAGUCUGAGCAUUUGUACGUAUUCUCAUUGUGGUUCUAGUUUAUGAUGUGGUAGGAAUUGAUUUAUAAACUCUUGAUUGCCCACCUUGUUGCUGUUGUGCCUUCUUGAUGGUCAGUUAAAUACUAUAUUCUACAAAUAAAGUAUGGAUGUAAAAUGGGUAGUUUUGAAGGGGGAUCCUGAUCUAAAAGGAACUAUUAGUAAGUUGAUUCUCUUCCUGUUGUGACAUUGAUACAUAACAACAUUAGAUUCGCUUGAUUAUGGGUACGUAGUCAGAAAAUUUGAAGAGUGUGGAGACAUUCUUUAAUAAGUAUCUGAUUUAAAUUCAAAGUUAGUGAGAUGAGUUUACAUUGGCUACAUUCAUAUGACUUGAACCCUUGGAAUGGUCCUAUACAGAGCAACAGAGUGUGGUAAGCUGGUGUUCUUACAGAUUCAUGGUGCCCAUGCCUUUAACUACCUUCGCUUAAUUGACCUCGAGUCCAUGGUCAAAAAAGAUUGACCUCUGGUCACUUAACUACGGAACAACAGUUAAUUCCUGUUUUGCCCCAUUGUUUUUCAUUUCCUGCUUUCCAUUUUGUUUAAGGCUUAAAUCAUCAUUCGUCAAACUAUUAGUCUCUUAAAGCAAUUUGGUGUUAAUGGACGUGAUUCAUGCAUUUGGGAACUUGAAUCCCAUCAAUUGGGAAGAGAGAAUCUUGGAGAUUUAUACCUGAUUCUUUAGGUUUUCAUUGGUUUUAUAUUGUAUUUGGAAAGAUUUUGGAACUCUUUAUUUCUCUUUAUUUGAAGUUACUUUGAAAUAUAGUUAUUUUAUUUUAUUUUUGAAUGUGUUAUAUUUCAUCUGUCUUUUAUGCCCGUCAUGACUUGGAUGAAAAAUAGUGUUUGUUCUUGAUGUUUAAAAUUGGAAUCCAUAUACUGAUGCCCAUGAUAUGAAGUUUUGUUAUUUUUCUCGUUUUUUUUUUUUUUGUAAGUUUCUGGAAUAUCCUGCUGCAUGUUUUCCUUCUAAACGUUAAAUCUUCAGACAUACCAUGUUUUAGCGACGUUCCUUAUGUCAAUUUUCUUCUUCCCAAGUUGAGUUCAAUUGGGGUUUAUGAUUUUCUCUUAUUAAGCCUUAACGAGGUCACAAACAGCCAGGGAGUUCGAGGAUUGAAGUUAAAAGAGAGAAAAAAAAAAAAAAUUCUCUGCAUCCAGAUAAAACGAGGAAAUAAAAAAUUGAUGACAGAAGAAGUUUUUCCAUUUGGAAUGAGUUUAAAUCUCAUUCCUUUUAUUUUGGCUGGGAUUAUAUGUAACUGUGUUUUUCAACCGUGUUUCUUUUAUGUUUUAAUCCUAAUCUUAAGGAGGGUAAGUUGAGACCUUAAACUGACUUCUAUCAGCACAGUAUUUCUUGGAGUGUAAUGGGAGAUACCAUCCUUCGAUGAUGAACAUAUAAUGAAGUUUCCGUUUCUUGUUUGUAAUUAUGUGUCU
Messenger RNA from Prosopis cineraria, 3089 nucleotides. RefSeq names its product trihelix transcription factor ENAP1-like. NCBI's taxonomy places the organism in Eukaryota, Viridiplantae, Streptophyta, Magnoliopsida, Fabales, Fabaceae. Gene Ontology annotation, molecular function: transcription cis-regulatory region binding. The transcript has 2 exons. The coding region runs from base 460 to 1329 and encodes 289 amino acids. Gene Ontology annotation, cellular component: nucleus. The record is from RefSeq and is a predicted model, not a curated record.